Aedes albopictus (Asian tiger mosquito) is the source of this 1022-nucleotide messenger RNA. Its product is annotated as acyl-coenzyme A thioesterase 13. NCBI's taxonomy places the organism in Eukaryota, Metazoa, Arthropoda, Insecta, Diptera, Culicidae. Bases 162 to 623 code for a protein of 153 amino acids. The transcript has 2 exons. Gene Ontology annotation, molecular function: fatty acyl-CoA hydrolase activity. The record is from RefSeq and is a predicted model, not a curated record.
CUUCGUGUUCGCGGUUCGCCGUCGUCGACCGUGCCUGACUUUUUCGCGUUCAGUUCAUUGAUUGAUUCGGCCCAGCUCGGAGCAACGGGUGUUUGCGUAACUACUCGCGGUAGUUUCGGUGACCAAAGUCUAGUGUUUUCCCGGUGAAUUUACCUGCCUUGAUGUUGAGAAGGAUGAGCGCCAAGAAGGGAUUGGAAUUUCUGCGGGCAGUUUCAAGCUACAUGACCAAAACCAAUGGCUACGAUCGGUGUUUACAGCAGCUCAAAAUCGUCAGCGGCGGCGACGGCAAGUGCCAAGCCGAGUUCAAGGUGGCCGAGGAACAGCUGAACCGGGCGGGGGGCCUCCACGGAGGCUUCACCGCGACCAUUGUGGACGUGGUCACCACCUACGCACUGAUGACCAAAGACAACUGCCUGCCGGGCGUUUCCGUUGAUAUUCACGUGACGUACCUGAAGGGAGCCCGCGAGGGCGAUGAGGUGGUCAUCGAUGCCAACACCAUCCGAGCCGGUAAGAAUUUGGCCUUUUUGGAGUGCGAACUGAGGCACAAGCGCGACAAUUCGAUCAUUGCGCGGGGUCAGCACACGAAGUACAUCGGAACGGGCGGCGCGAAGACGAAAGAGUAGGCUUUUUUUCGGGUUAGUAGUAGUUCAGGUUUUAUCAUGGUUUUAUAAUGGGUUUUAGCCAAAAAAAGGUGUGUUAUUGGCAUCACUGACAGUUGUUUCAAGCAUUUUUAUGAUUGAAUUCAAAAUACAGGGUAGUUUGAAGUUUAUUAGCGGUGCAAAAAACCAUGAUAAAAUCUGAGCCAGGGUAGUCAUCUCAAUAAUCGUAGAAAAAAUAACACACCAGGACGGAAUCGUUCGAAAAGAGAGUAAAAGUAGUUAAUUGUUUUUUAUUAAUUCAAUUCUGUUUGUGUUUUUUUUGUUUUCUGGUUUUCGGUUUCAAUGUGAAGUACCGCGGAUCCUCUCUGCUAAAACUGGUUGAACGUACUACAUCAUAUGUAUUCUGCUGGCUUAAAGUCUAAA